AUGCUGCGCGGGGGCCCGCUGCGAGCGGCGGGCGCGGUGCUGCUCGUCUCGCUGCUGCUGGCGGCCGCCCGCGGCGCCGAGGGUGAGUGUCGGCCCGCCCGAGGGGGCCCGGCUUUGUCGCGGGGGACAAAGGCCGGCCCUGGGGGGGGGAACCUCCGGCGAGGGGGACCUCCCCGCAUGGCCCGGCCUCGUGUUUCUGCAGAGUGCCUCCGCGGCGACGGCGCGUCCUACCGCGGGAACCGGCGGGUGGCCUCCGGCGGCGCCCCGUGCCUCAACUGGCUGGCGGUGCGAAGCGAGAUCGGCGCCGCGCUCCCGGCAGUCGCCGAGGAUCACGACAGCUGCCGGAACCCGAAUGGCGACGCCGCGCCCUGGUGCUACGUCCGAGGCGCCACCGGGAUUCCCGAGCGCAGAACCUGCGAGAUCCCUCUCUGCCCAGAUGCUACUGCUACCACAGCCCCAGUCCCUACAGCAGAAGUUAAUAUUUCUCAGGAGGUCAACCAGGUGUUUGAACCAGCUGAUACCUUGCCCUCCCGGAGUGAGGCAGCCGCUGUGCAGCCCGUCAUUGGGAUAAGUCAGAGAGUGCAGAUGAACUCCAGAGAAAAGAAGGACUUAGGGACACUAGGGUAUGUGCUGGGGCUGAUCAUGAUGGUGAUCAUCAUUGCCAUCGGGGCUGGCAUUGUCGUGGGAUACAUCUAUAAGAGGGGAAAAGACCUGAAGGAAAAACACGAGCAGAAAGUUUAUGAGCGUGAAAUGCAGCGCAUCACACUGCCACUCUCAGCGUUCACCAAUCCUGCCUGUGAGCUUGUAGAUGAGAACACGAUUGUGGUUCACACUAACCAGACACCUGUGGAGGACACACAUGAUGGCAGUGGCCCGCUCAUGGGGCAGGCAGGUACUCCUGGUGCCUGAGCAGCUGGGGCAGGAGACGUCCAGGCUGAGUGAAGCUUCCAGCUUCCCACUGUGAGCGUGGGGGUUGCGUGUGUUCAUUUCUAUUUUGUUUUCUUUUUGAUGAAAGCCAGAUGAAGGUGAUGCAGAGGGACAGAGCAAUGGGCUAUUCAUCACUGUUUGAGGGCAACAUUCAGUGCAUGACCAGCUGGGGACUGGUGUGGUGGAUCUUGCUGCUUCCUCCCACCUAUCUCCAUGGAGUGCCAAGGAGCUGGAGGGGAAGACGGGCCAGGUUCACACCUGGCCGCAGAAUCAAUAGCUGUGAGUGUGGUCUUGGCUUCCUGUUUUUCUGUUCCUUUCCUAUUUAACGGUGUGCACUGUUACUUAUGUUUCAGCCUGGAAGCCCAGGAGGGAGCAGUACUGCAGGGACUGAGGGGAGCUUCAUGUCAGACCUAGAUAAUUACACUGAUUAUAGUUCCUGUCUUUUUUGCUUUAAUGGCUGAGAGCUGGAGAAUCCUAUCCAGAAUCCUGCUACUAGAACAGGUGGUGUUUUUUUUCCCCCCCAAGAAAGAAUGUAUUUGAAGGAUGGCUUUGACCAAUAACGGUAUGUUUAGCCCCAGUGUAAAUUUGGAAAAGCUCUUCUCAAGGUCUUGACGAAUCCAGGUCUUCCAGGGCUGAGGGCGCAUCUCCAUUCCCCUGUGGUGCUACAUGCACAGCCACAGUUGUAGGUGUCCAGGUGGUCUGCCUCCUGCUCACUUACACAGAUCAGCAGACCAGAAGGCUAGCAGCAGAUUGUUCUGGAGUGUAGAAAAAAACCCUGCCCUUCGAUCACUUACAGCAGGUUGAGCACUGAGGACAGAUAACUUUCUAUAGUGCCAGCUCUGGAGGGAAUGGUCAAGCCAGCUGUGGAUUCCAGUGCAGCUGCCCUUGCUCUGAGGCAGGACAAAGUUGCUGCUCUUGUAAGAUCCCAAAUUCACAGCAUGGCUUCUGGCCCAGCCCUCUUUGCACACGCUCAGCUUGUGCAGCAAGACUGCUCACUUACCAAACCUGGCCCUAUUAGAGAGAUUUUUAUAACAACUUUUAUCAGCAUUCCAGGGACUUUGGAAAGGACAGCUGCUGCAGUGUCUCCCAGAUGGCACCGAGGCAAGGCCAGUUCAGGGAAACAUCUAUCCCCACCUCAGGGGAAUCAAGCCAUUCAAGUAAGUUUUCUAGCCAUCUGCUUUAUAGCUGAGGGCCUAACAGGGAAUAGCACUUGGCAGCAGGGGUUUUAGUGUUAAUGUUUGAUUCAAAAAAGGGAAAUGUUUUAUUUUUAAAUGCCUUUGAAUACCAUUUCUUUGUAAAAUGUUUUAAAUACCUCAUUAUGAGAAGGUGCAGAUUGUGCUACCUUGUAUUAAAGCUUCAAUGAAAAAUGCUCUGUAAA
Molecule: messenger RNA, 2305 nt
Organism: Centrocercus urophasianus (Greater sage-grouse)
Lineage: Eukaryota; Metazoa; Chordata; Aves; Galliformes; Phasianidae
Gene: PIK3IP1
Product: phosphoinositide-3-kinase interacting protein 1
Exons: 5
Coding region: 1-909 (302 amino acids)
Molecular function (GO): signaling receptor binding; endopeptidase activity
Source: RefSeq, a predicted model, not a curated record